AUGGCGCAGUUCCACAGAGAAAUCGGCAAGCUCUUUGCCUCGUACUCAAACAAAAUCACGGGGAAUAGCCCGGUCCAGUAUGUCCCUUCUCCUCCGACCAAGGGGAAAGUGCGCCGCGCCCUCUCCUCCGCGCUCAUGCCCGUUUGGUUCAAAUUUUUCCGGGGACCGUUGGAUCGGUGGAACCUCGCGGUUAUGGCCAAGUACCUUCGCGAUCAUGGUUUGAUGUACGACGAUCUCUACAGCGACAAAGAACCGGUUUUCGCUCGCGCCUUGGAGCUCCUCCCCCCCGAUAUCCAGGCCGCUCGCUUCCGUCGGCUUAUGCGCGGAGUGUACCUGAAUCACCUCCGCAUGUACCUCCCUGUCCAUGAACAAAACUACGAUCCUUUCAUCCCCUACAUGGCCCCGUACGUUGAGGAGGCAAAGUUCCAGCUGCAAGAAGAGGAAGAAUUGCUCGGCUACCACAUGUGGGAAGGCGUUUGGUAUUCCGGUGGCGUCACUGGUUUCGGAGACAAAGAGCCCGGCGAGCAUUUCCUCCUCGCUCUGCCGAACUUGUACGGGGCAGGAGGCAGCCCCAUGCAAACCGGCGGAAAGCAUUUCUCAACCCGCGCCGCUGCGGCCGCUCGCGCGCGGCUCGCUACCCUUGCAGAGAAGAGACUUGAAGAAGCGAUGAAACAGAGACAGGAAGUGACCGCACUGGGGUCCGAGAACUAA
This is a messenger RNA of Neospora caninum, 711 nucleotides long. RefSeq names its product putative Ubiquinol-cytochrome c reductase complex 14 kDa protein. Gene Ontology annotation, biological process: mitochondrial electron transport, ubiquinol to cytochrome c. The record is from RefSeq and is a predicted model, not a curated record. The transcript has 4 exons. Bases 1 to 711 code for a protein of 236 amino acids. NCBI's taxonomy places the organism in Eukaryota, Apicomplexa, Conoidasida, Eucoccidiorida, Sarcocystidae.